AUGAGUUAUAAAGUUGCUGAUGUUUCCCUCGCUAGUUGGGGUCGUAAAGAAAUUUAUAUAGCAGAAAAUGAAAUGCCUGGACUUAUGCAUUUACGUAAAAAAUAUGGACCUUCUAAACCUUUAAAGGGUGCACGUAUAGCAGGGUGUCUCCAUAUAGCAAUUUAA
Molecule: messenger RNA, 165 nt
Organism: Entrophospora sp. SA101
Lineage: Eukaryota; Fungi; Glomeromycota; Glomeromycetes; Entrophosporales; Entrophosporaceae
Source: the annotation of a GenBank genome assembly